Messenger RNA from Rhodofomes roseus, 1077 nucleotides. RefSeq lists its product as uncharacterized. The coding region runs from base 1 to 1077 and encodes 358 amino acids. The record is from RefSeq and is a predicted model, not a curated record. The transcript is spliced from 2 exons. Lineage: Eukaryota; Fungi; Basidiomycota; Agaricomycetes; Polyporales; Fomitopsidaceae.
AUGCAGCUCGCCCUCACCUGCCGCGACGCUUACGAUGUAGCCAUGCCUCGCUUCCUCUCCGAAGUCGUCCUCGGCGGCACCUCCGUCAUGGACGGCCCCGAGCAGAUCACUCUCUUCUGCAGGUAUAUGCUAGAGGACCCACAAAACCGCAUACGCCAUCUACGUGUGCUCGAGAUCGUGGAGGGCGCGUUCGUGAGCGCGGAAGGCGAAGGCGGCGGCGCGUGGGUCGCCGACUUCAGCUGCGCGGCGAUCCUCGCCGACAUGCUCCGCAAGGCGACGAACCUCCGCAAGCUCGCCAUCCGCGACCUCGAGCCGCUGCUUCAGCACGAGCCCGCCAUCGCCGAUGCGAUGUCACACCUCACGCGCCUGCAGGACCUCAGCUUCUACCUCGUCGGCAAGUGCACGCUCGAGAUGCUCGGGCGCACCAAGUGCCACCCAUACCGCCUCGAAUUCGGCAUGUGGAAGGAUGGCCCGCGCGUCGCGGGCGACACCAAGGCGUUCGACGAAUACGCGUCUUCACUCCACACUGUUAAUCUCUGGCAGGUUGCGUGCCUCCUCGAGAGCUUCGGGCCCGACUACGUCGGCGAGGGCGUGCGCGUGCUCGGGCUCGGCGGGCGGGUGCCGCUGCUGUCCACGAUCUGCCGCGAGUUCCCGAACGUGCGGACGAUCACGUUCGCGCCCGAGUGCUCCGUCAAGGAGGAGGCGCCGACGGCGAACUGGACGAGUCUCGACCACGUCGACACGAGCUCGCCGCUGCCGUUCUUUUCGUGCAACGUCCGCCGGCUCGACCUCCGCUACGUUCUCGGCGUGGUGCAGACGCGCCUCAGCCGGAUGCAAGUGAUCGACCGGACGGUGAAGUUGCUCACGCAGACGAAGCCCGUCGUGCUGUCGUGCAAGAUCAAAGAAGAGCAGGGUGACACAAUCGUCGAGCGGCUCGUGCCCGUCAUCUCGCAGGUGCGCUUUCUCGAGGUCGCGUACACCCCGCCACAGCGCGAAGUCGGCCAUCAUGAAGUGUUCGCGCCGUUGCAGCACGUGAAUGACUGGACGGUGAGUCCGGUGCGAUGUGGUCGUUCUUGA